UGUGGCUCAUGCCAGUGUGCACCACUGACAUUCUCCCUGGCCCCAGCUUUGCAGUGGUGUAGCCCUGUUGACUUCAUUGCAGUGCCUUCUCAUUUACACCAGCAUGGGUGAAAUCAGAAUCAGCCCUGUAGCCCCCGUGUACACACACCUCGCCCAGGUGUGAUGGACCCCAUGGGGCCGAGGGGCAGCAGGCUCAGUGAGGAGUGAGUCUGCAUGGACAGAUGCUUUGGAGCAUGACAGUCUGAGUGGAGGGGGCAGGUGAUCUAGUUACAGAGUUUCCAGGAACCAGCCAGCUGCAGGACACCAUGAGUUGCUCUUUAACCAGCUCCCCUGUUAAUGAUCUACUCUGCUGCUGCCCUGCCCUGAGUGAGAGGCUGAGCGAGCACAGGGGCACCUCCUGGAAUUCAGCUCCAGGAGCGGGCCAGGCAGCCAGCCGCCUCGAUGCCAAAGAAGCCCUUCACAUCCAGCAUUGUGCAGUGUUGGAGGAUGGGUGGGGACAGUGCAAGGCAGAGAGCUGAGGGAGAGCUUCCUGCUCGCUCCAGGCUGGGCUCAGGCAGAGUGUAGGAUAAUCAGCCAUUUUAUUAAGUGUUUCCUCCCUAGCUCCGUCUCCCUGGACCAGGGGCCCACCCCCUUGGCCCAGAUAAGAGCAAACUCCAAUUGCAUCUGCUCUCCCUGGUACUCGACUUGGGCGGUGCUGAGAGCCAGCCAGGUAGGCUGUACCCAAGAUUGGCACCGCGCACUCUUUUCUAACAAUACAGGCUUCCAGACCUGCUCCAGCCCUUCACGCUCAGCGCUUGCCAGCCUGGGCUAAGCUUUGUGGGCGAGGGUGCCUGAAUUCCUUGCCUUCCCGCCUGGCUCUGCAGUUUGAGAGGCAGAGGCUGCUGCGGUUGGCACAGGUUGCUGGGGUUCUGUCGUGCCAAGGGCAUCAUGCCAGUCAUUGAGCUGAAUUUCCGCUCCUUGAUCACCCCUGUGGGGAUUGUCCGGUUCUUUGAGAUCUUCCUGUCCUGCACGGCCUUCAGUCUGGUGGCCGCUUCGACUGACUUCAAAGGACCCUAUGGGGCCUGGUGCAUGUUCACCUGGUGCUUCUGCUUCAUCGUGUCUGUUCUGAUCGUGGUGGUGGAGCUGUUUGGCUUUUCUGAGAAGCUGCCACUGUCCUGGGAUGACUUCACCAGUGCCUUCGCCAUGCUGGCAGCGCUCAUGGUCUUCACCUCCUCCAUCAUGUACCCUACCACCUUCCUCACCGGCACUUGCUCUGACUCCAUUUGUCCUUAUCAGGCAGCAGCUACAGCCAUGUCCUGCGUCUGCUUCAUUGCCUACUCCAUCGAGGUUGGGCUGACCCGAGCCAGGCCUGGAGAUAUCAGCAGCUUCCUCGCCACUGUCCCUGGCCUCUUGAAGGUAUUUGAAGCCUAUGUGGCUUGUCUUAUCUUCUCCUUAGUGAGUGACCCCAAGCCGUAUAAAAUCGAACCCGGCCAGCAAUGGUGCAUAGCCGUCUACAGCAUCUGCUUCAUUGUCACGCUGCUCAUCAUCAUCCUCACCAUUGGCCGGUGUCUCACCUACAUACCCUUCCCUUUGGAGAAAGUCCUGGUGGGUUACAACGCCGUGGCUGUGCUCCUGUACCUGACGGCUGCCAUCAUCUGGCCCAUCUUCAACUUCAGAGGGAACCCCAGACCCAAUUCAUGUGGCAGAGAUUGCUCAUGGAACAGACUGCUGGGCGUGACCUUCCUCACCUUCUUCAAUCUCAUCGCCUACAUCGUCGACCUGGUCUACUCCUCCAAGAUGGUCUUCGUGACCAGGACAGCCUAACGGAGCACGAUCAGCCGCACCCAAGGGGGUACGGGCCUGCAGUGGGAGCCAUCAGCACUGAAGUGGUGGGAAUGGACUGGGGCCGCCCGUCGCUCAGGGCAGAGCUGCUUUGGUCUCGGCUGUUUUGCAUUUCUUCCCCACAUCCUUGCUUUAUUGGCAUGUCCAUGCACCAGAGGGUUCUGUGUGUAUUUGAUUUGGCGGCUGCUGCAGGGAAUCAGGGCAUUCCUUGCAGGACAUGUGUGUAGGGGAUGGGAUGGGAAGGGAGGGACACAGACAGAACAUGCUACCUGUUGCCCGUGUGUACAGCAACCUCUGAGUGAGCCAUAGAAGAGCAGGGAGGUCAGGAAUGGGGAGAUCCCAAUCCAAAGCCCACUGAAGUCAAUGAGAGUCUUUGCAUUGAUUUCAGCAUGUGCCAGAUUGGGCCCUGGAAGCCCAAAGAGCAUCAGGGGACUGAGGCUGGGUUACCAAGUCCUGGCUAGUUAGUGUGUGGUGAUGCAGCUGCCUGCUGCGACUCAGAGAAACUUUCCUAUGCCACAAACUCUGGUCUGAAGACAGGUAAACAGCACGCAGGGCUCCCGCCCUCCCUCCAGGAAAUGAAAGUUCGAGGGCUGGGGCUAUGCAAACAGCAGUGUGUGUGCUUAGAGGGCUGGGUGCUGGGCUGGGGGAGGGGAGCAAGCUGGGGUCUGCAGCAAGCAGGGCAUGGCGGGCAGGAAUGGCUGACUGCAGACGGGUGACGUUGGCAAGGCCAGCCCCAUGGUGUGGGGCUAUUUUAUGAUCAGUCUGGCUAGUGUUUACCUACUCUCUGAGGGUCUCACCUUUCCGGGAAAGCUCCCCCUCACUGGCCCCAUUAGGGCCAAAAUCCACCCUGCAACACAUGACCCAAAAAGACACCCUCACUGCUCGGCCAGGCCUCCACUUCCCCUCCCAAUCCCUGGGGCACAGGAGCUGCCAUUCUAUCCUUCUCCCUACCUAAUAGGCAGCUUCCCCAUUCGUGCUCCCCUCUACUUCCCCAUAUUCGCCUGAGUCACAUGCACAUCCGCUUAGUCUGGUGCCGCACCGUUCCCUCCCUGUCCCCUUUGGCAGCCCCAUUCCUGGGUCUCCACGUUCUCCGGCCUGACCCACACAUGGCCACCCCCACUCCUGGGGCACCUUGCUUCUUCCCCACUAGGAGCAAUGGGAGGUGAUGGCCAUUCCUGCUGGGGGACCUGAAGGCCCUUGUUCACCUGCAGUUUCAAAGGGACAUGACAGCCAUCUUGCUGAGGGCAGCCUGUGGCUUCAGUCCUGCUGAUAAUGAUCGGAGAUGGCCGCCAUUUAGAACAGGGCUAAACUGGGAGGCAAAAAUGAAAUGAAAUUCAUGCAAACCUGUACAUGUGUAUACAUAACAUUGCACAGGGCCGGCUCCAGGCACCAGCAUUCCAAGCUGGUGCUUGGGGCGGCACUCUGCAAGGA
Chelonoidis abingdonii (Abingdon island giant tortoise) is the source of this 3252-nucleotide messenger RNA. Its product is annotated as myeloid-associated differentiation marker-like. NCBI's taxonomy places the organism in Eukaryota, Metazoa, Chordata, Testudines, Testudinidae. Gene Ontology annotation, cellular component: membrane. The record is from RefSeq and is a predicted model, not a curated record.